CAUAGAUGGCCCAGAAGCCUCCAAGUGCAUCCGGUAGUUUCAGCCAUGCAUACGUACACUUGUAAGGCCACUAGUCCUCCACGUUUCACCUAAGAAUUUCCAUUGUAAUGCACCAAAUAUUUUUUCCCUAUAUUACCUUAUCAGGAAUCAACAAAAAGAAGAUUACUAACUAUCUUGAACCCCGACAAAAAUCUAUCUUCUUACAAGCUAAACAAGAACCCAAAACAAUGUCCAAGAAAACAAUUGAAGUGGUGAAGAAUUUGGACAUCAGCAGAUACAUGGGAAGGUGGUACGAGAUAGCUUCAUUCCCAUCAAUAUUUCAGCCUAGGAAUGGGGUGAACACAAGGGCUACCUAUAUUUUGAAUGAAGAUGGGACAGUGCAUGUGCUUAAUGAGACUUUUACUGAUGGCAAAAGAGUGUCUAUAGAAGGCUCUGCCUACAAGGCUGAUCCCAAGAGUGAUGACGCAAAGCUGAAAGUGAAAUUCUAUGUUCCUCCUUUCCUGCCCAUCAUUCCUGUUGUUGGGGAUUACUGGGUUUUGUACAUUGAUGAUGAUUAUCAGUAUGCUCUCAUUGGUAACCCUAGCAGGAAGUAUCUUUGGAUAUUAUGCAGGCAGACGCAAAUGGAUGAUGAAAUCUACAAUCGGCUGGUGCAGAAGGCCAAAGAUGAGGGUUAUGAUGUGAGCAAACUGCACAAGAACCCACAAAGCGAUCCUCCACCAGAAGGAGAGGACACCCCCAAGGACACCAAAGGCAUUUGGUGGAUCAAAUCCAUAUUUGGAAGGUAGGAAUCUGAAUGAUGAUCUAUAUAUGCAUGGUUUAAUAGAAGAACACGAAUAAAUAGUGGUUCAAAAUCCAGUUUAUAGCAUAGAAUUAGCAGUCUAAAGUCAAUUUCCAUCUUGUGUUUGUUUUGUAAAGAAAUUGAUGUAUGAAUGUAAGUUCUUGUUGUCAAUAUCCCUGAACUAUGUACAUUUUGAUGGUUUGGAUCAUGAACUCAUCUAGCUGUAUGCAAGUUUGCCAUGGUGUGUACGCAAAAGCAUGAUGGAAGAAGGAUUAUAAAACGUGUACAAUUAUACUUGGUUCUUGGAAACCAAUUAUGGAUGGUGGUUGAAUAUGAUCAGGGUCCAUCUUUAACCUCAUCCCUUCUCUGAUGUGACAGCAUGCUUAUCUAUAUGUUAUUAUCAUGAAUGCAAUAGGGAUAA
Messenger RNA from Durio zibethinus, 1199 nucleotides. Its product is annotated as temperature-induced lipocalin-1-like. The record is from RefSeq and is a predicted model, not a curated record. Gene Ontology annotation, biological process: response to reactive oxygen species; lipid metabolic process. Lineage: Eukaryota; Viridiplantae; Streptophyta; Magnoliopsida; Malvales; Malvaceae. Gene Ontology annotation, cellular component: cytoplasm.